AUGCAACACUUUCGCGCCAGAAUGAAGCUCGUGUCCAUCUUCUCAGCCCUCAUGGCCUCGACAUUUGCCACGAAUGUUUCGACGGUCUACCAAUUUCCCAACGGCACAUGGGCCGAAAACAUUGCUGCGAUGGGCAACGGCUCCCUUCUCGUGACAACUCUCGACACUGCUCAAGUGCUUAUCGUCCACCCGCAAGGCUCACCUGCAAGCUCUUCCGUCAUCGCCACCUUCCCGAAUGCAACUGGCGCCCUAGGGAUUACCGAGUUUCAGGCGGAUGUCUUCGCUGUGAUCGUUGCGAAGCUAGUUCCUGGAAACGCGACGAAUCCACAGAGCUUUUCCUUGUGGGAACUUGAUGUGACUGCCAAGGAUGAGGGAGUCAAAGUCAGCAAGAUGUCCGAACUGCCUGACAUGGCUAUGCCUAAUGGCAUGGCGGCAUUGAAUCACGAAAUGUUGCUGUUGGCAGAUUCGACAUAUGGAAACAUUGCUGCAUACAACGUCAGCACUGGAAAAACGGAAGUCGUUCUCGAGGAUCCUAGCUUAGCAGCCAACCUCUCUGCGCCUGGCCUACAGCUUGGUGCCAACGGGAUCAAAUUCCACAAUGAAUACGUAUACUACACAAACACCGCCCAGGCUCUGGCUGGCCGCGUUCGUGUCCACCCAUCUACUGGCAGACCCAACGGCUUUUUCGAAACCGCGCGCGACUCAACCUUCAGCGCUCCGGACGAUUUUGCAGUUGCAAAGGAUGGCAGCAUGUACGUCUGUGCGCCAUUGGCAGCACCCUUAGGCGACAAAAUUCAUCACAUCGAACUAAAUGGCAAAGUUACGACUAUUGCUGAAGGGGGAUUGGUGGCAGGCUCUACGUCGUCGACAUUUGGAAGAACGGAGAAAGACAACAGUACCCUUUAUGUGUCUACCAUGGGUGGCUUUGGACCGGAUGGAACAGCGAAGGCUGGUGGGAGGGUUAUUGCGGUAAAGCUGCAUUAG
Alternaria ventricosa is the source of this 984-nucleotide messenger RNA. RefSeq lists its product as uncharacterized. Lineage: Eukaryota; Fungi; Ascomycota; Dothideomycetes; Pleosporales; Pleosporaceae. The transcript has a single exon. The coding region runs from base 1 to 984 and encodes 327 amino acids. The record is from RefSeq and is a predicted model, not a curated record.